Balaenoptera acutorostrata (minke whale) is the source of this 4372-nucleotide messenger RNA. RefSeq names its product AFG2 interacting ribosome maturation factor (gene AIRIM). Lineage: Eukaryota; Metazoa; Chordata; Mammalia; Artiodactyla; Balaenopteridae. The record is from RefSeq and is a predicted model, not a curated record. The transcript is spliced from 5 exons. Bases 271 to 882 code for a protein of 203 amino acids. Gene Ontology annotation, cellular component: nucleus; cytoplasm.
AGAGACUCGGAGGCAGGCUGGGGCCCUUGGAAGGUCCUUAAACUUUGAUUGCUUUAGCUUUAAGUUUUCUCGCUGCUUUAGGGAAAGCGGCCCGCAGCCUCAAGGAGAGGAGACAAGCUUCUGGUUCCGGACGCACGGAUAGGCCCGGGGAACCCGCAGUCUGAAACAGGAAACUGCCCGAACCCGGACGAGCUUCUUCCAAGGGAUAGUCAGGAAACGCUUCCCGAGGUGGGAAACAAGGGUCCUGCCUUCCGAGAGCCCCUCUAAAGGAUGACUCAAGACCAGCCUUUGCUCGCGGUGCAGGAGGCCCUGAGGAAGUGCUUUCCCGUGGUGGAGGAGCAGCAGGGCCUGUGGCAGAGCGCUCUCAGGGACUGCCCGCCCCUCCUGGCCUCCCUCAGCAACCUGGCAGAGCAGCUGCAGGCCGCACAGAACCUGCGAUUUGAGGAUGUGCCGUCACUUCGGGCCUUCCCAGACUUACAGGAGCGGUUGAGGCGCAAGCAGCUGGCGGCUGGUGACACUCUCCUGGACAGGCUAGAGGAGAGGCUAGCCGCCCUCCUCAAGGUGCGUGAUGUAGUCAGCAGCCACGUGGAACGCGUGCUUCAGAUCUAUGAGCAGCAUGCAGACAUGAUCAGCCUCGAUGCUGUCCUGCAGGCUUCGGCUGCGAGCCCCUCUGUGGCUGAAAUGUUGGAGUGGUUACAGGAUAUCGAGAGACAUUAUCGAAGUUUGUACCUGAAGAGGAAGUACCUUCUUUCCUCAAUCCAGUGGGGAGACUUGGGAAACAUCCAAGCUUUGCCCAAAGCCUGGGACCGAAUUUCGGAAGAUGAACACCCAGACCUUGUACAAGAUAUCCUGUUGAGUGUUUCCUUCUUCCUGGAAGAGUGAAGAAGCCGUGUGUUUAUCGGGAGACUCGGGGGACGCAGUUGAAGACCGACAUUGCUGCACUCUGAUAUUUCUAAAGAAAUGUCAGCAUUGCAACUGGACUUAAUGGAAAUGUCAGUGCCUAGAGCCUGAGGAUUGUGCUGGAUGUUUCUGAUGUUGGGUCUUCUUCAUGCCAGGUCGUGGGUGAGGGCACAUGGUCACACCUUGCCCUUUCCUAAGGCUCAGGGGAGUGGACGGAGACAGAGAGGAUGCAGGAAAGGCCGUGCAGAAGAACACUGGGGGCAGAAGCCACAGCCGCAGAAGUGGUAAGGAAGGAAAGGACAGGGGUAGAGAGUGCCGCUGCCCCCAGCAUCAUCCAAAGCUCUGAGCCUCGUUGACACCAGGUCCUGGUUUCGUGUAUUUGUGUCAGUACCCAACUCCUUGAUGAAAAAAAGUGGCUUUGAUGAUUUAAAGAAGUAAGGGGUGGGACUUCCCUGGUGGUCCAGUGGUUAAGAAUUCCAAUGCAGGGGACACAGGUUUGAACCCUGGUCGGGGAACUAAGAUCCCACAUGCCGAGGGGCAGCUAAGUCUGCAUGCCACAACUAGAGAGAAGCCCGCGUGCUGCAACGAAAGAUCCCAUGUGCCGCAACUAAGACCUGACACAGCCAAAUAAGUAAAUAAAUAUUAAAAAAAAAUAAAGAAGUAGAGGUGAUGUUGGUGGAAAACAGUUACUGUUUUCGAAUUGCAGUAACUCCUCAUCAUCAAAACAAUUUCAGUUUCCAGAGCCUACCACCAGGGGGAGAUGGUGCAGCAUGAAUUAUUCUGAAUGCUUUGUGUGUGGAGGGGUUCCCUUGUUGCUCUUACUAUCUGAGAGUAAGUAACUGGGGAUAGUGGGACUCCUAAAAUAACAGUUUUUUGUUUUUUGGUUUUUUUUAAACCAAAGCUGGUGACUGACUUGCUACAGUUCUCUGAUCUUGAGGUAGCUGCAUGGACGGGAGAACACCAGCUCACAGUCAGGCGUUCAGGGUUGGGUUUCUGAGGCCCAGUGCCUUCAUCAGUGAAAUGGUCGUGGCACUUCCAGACCUGUCAACUUCCUGGGCUGGUGUAAAAAUCUGGGUCAUUGGAUGUAAAGGGGCUUAAUAAAGAAUAUAGAUAUUUUUCAAAAUGAAAAUGACUUUUUUCGUAUUACAGAAGUGAUAUAUGCUUUUUAAAAAACAGUAGAAAAAUUGUAGAAAACAUUUAAAAUGCAGAAAAGUAUAAAACAAGCUCCACCAGAGAUAUUUUGUUAAGUAUCUUUUUAGUGUCCAUAUUCACAAGUUUUUUCAACAAAACAAUUAGGGUAUCAUUGAUAAAUACUGUUGUUUAAAUUAUCUUUUAAAAAAAUCUUAAUAUAGUUUGGCCAGUUUUUCAUAUCCGUGAACAUAGCUCAACACAAUUAUGUACCAUUUUAUGAAUGUAUUAUAAUGUUAUAUUUUACAUGUAUUUUUUUAAGUCAUCAUGUUUUUCUACCUGUAAGGAUAAUACAUUUUGGCUGUGAAAAAUUGAAGUAUUACAGAAAGUGAAAAAUGCACAAUGUCCACCUACCAGAUACGUAAUUGUUUUUAAUAAUGUGGUGUAUAUUCUUCCAGGAAUUUUUCUUUUCUUCCAGGAAUUAAAAAAAAUCUAUCACAUAUAUAAUAAUUGUAAUUAACUUAAGACAUUUGUGUAUCAGGUCUUAUGAUGUGCUGUGGGUACAGAGGUGAAGGAGAGCCCUAGAAAGAUUUAUAGUUCAACCAGGGAAAGAUUUAAACCAGUGUUUCUCAAGCUUGAAAAUGUAUAUAAAUCACUGGUAUCUUGUUAAAAUUUAGAUUCCCAUUCUGUAGGUCCUGGGGUGGGGCCCUGGACUCUGCAUUUCUAACGAGGUCCCAGGUGAUGCUGAUGAUCCAAGGACCAGACUUUAAGUGAAGAGAUUUAAACUGUAAUAUAAUAAGCUGUAUUUGAGAUCAAAACAGAAUUCCAUGGGAGAAUAGGGGUGACAACCAACUGCUUGUGGGACUACUUCGUGGUGACUGUGACAUCUGAGUCGGGCCUUGAGGCUCAGAAAGGAGUGCAGGGUGCUCCGCGUACAGGGACAGUCUAAGCAAAGGCAGUGUUUGAGAAAGAAUGGAAGCUGAUACCUCCUGCAAGUGUGCGGGCGUCGUGCUUGUGGCUUGUAUGCCCUAGAACUGGAAGCAUUAUCAGUUGACUAUAGCAAGUCACUGGAGUUCACAGGGGGACGGAAGAGUGGCAGGAAACGGGUCUGUAAAGGUAAACUGGAAUGAAUUUGUGAAUGCCAUGAUCAAGGGUAUGUAUUUUGCAAAUGGGAGUUGCUUGUGUAUGUGUGUGUGUGUGUGUGUGUGUGUAUAAUAAAGAGCUUUUUAAACCUCCCUCAUUGAAGCAAGUAAUCAUGACUGAAUAGACACAAGUAUGUUUAAGGUGCUAAGUAAUAACUAUGUAUUAAGUAUAAUUGUUCCUUCUUAGCUUUUCUUCUGCUGUUAAAUUGCUAUCCUAAUUGUCCUCUUUAUUUAUUUAUUUUCCUUAUUUUUUUGGUUGCGUUGGGUCUUAGUUGCGGCACUCGGGGUCUUGGUUGAGGUGUACAGGAUCUUUUUGUUGUGGCUCGGGCUCUUCACUGCAGUGCACGGGCUUCUCUCUGUAGUUGUGCGUGGGUUCCAGAGCACGUGGGCUCUGUAGUUUGUGGCUCGCGGGCUCUCGUUGAGGCGCACAAGCUCAGUAGUUGCAGCACGCAGGCUUAGGUGCCCUGCAGCAUGUAGGUUCCCCGACCAGGGAUCAAACCUGUGUCCCCUGCAGUGGAAGGUGGAUUCUUUACCACUGGACUACCAGGGGAGUCCCUCUAAUUGUCCUUUUUAAAUUUACAAUUAAUUUGGUUUAUUUUUUUGAGUAAGUGAUACUUUCACAUUGUACAAAAUUCAAAGGGUGCAAGUGCAAGUGCAUAUUCAGUGAAAAGUUCCCCGUUACUCAGUCCCCCUUCCUGGAGGCAGCCAAUGUUAAAUGUUUCCAGUGUGUCCUUCCAAAAAUAUUCUUUGCCUAGAUGAGUGCAGGGGUGGGUACCCGCCAGGAUAGCCCCAUAGAUCCCAAUGAUCCAUGCCCUUGUAUACUCCCCUCCCCUUCAGUGUGGGCUGACCUUACAGAUUCGCUUCUAAUGAAUAGAAGACACUGGUAGUGGUGGUCAUUUCUGGAACUAGGUUAUGAAGAAAGACUGGCUUCCGUAGCGGGUGCUGUCACUUGCUCUCUUGGGGGAAGUCGUCUGUGAGGCAGCCCUGUGGAGAGCUCACGUGAGAGCCUGACGCCUGCCAGCAACCCCGAGUGAACUUAGGAGCAGACCCUCUCCCCGAGCUGAGCCUUCAGAUGAGACCACAGCCCCAGCUAACAGCUUGACUACAACCUCAUGAGGACCUAAGCCAAAGGCAACCCGGCUCAGCUGGGCCCGGAUUCCUGACCCAUGGAAAUAUAAUAAAUGUUUGUCUUAAGUCAUUAA